Messenger RNA from Cuscuta epithymum, 2017 nucleotides. Lineage: Eukaryota; Viridiplantae; Streptophyta; Magnoliopsida; Solanales; Convolvulaceae. The record is from the annotation of a GenBank genome assembly.
UUCAACCUUUCUUCACAAAACAAAAGAGAUACAAUACGGUUUUGGUUUUAGCUGCAUUCAAGGAAGAUGUCUACUCCACUUUCCUUUCCUAUAUAUGAACCCACUCUCUUACAAAUCAAUCAAUCUCUUUCCCUGUCUGGUUUUUGUUCCCUUUCCUCUCCUUCUCUAUGAGAAAAUGGCAAAAGGAAUGUCCUUACCCAUAAUAAUAAUAAUAUUAACAACAAUAACUUUGUGUAACUUUCAAGUUAAGGGAAGGUUUGAACAUGAUCACCAAACAAAAGAAUUGCAAAAUCUACGGGCGUCUCUCAUCAAAUCGUCAGCCCAUUCGGUUUCAUCGUCUUCGCCACACCCGCAAGAUCAUCCUACAUUACUCGAAAGGUGGCUUUCUUCUCCAUCGACGGCCACGAUUUUCCCACCACGGGUGUACCGAGUGACAUCGUACGGCGCCGAUCCAACCGGAGAAGAAGACAGUACGGAAGCAAUUAUGGCUGCGAUUACAGAUGCUCUGAAUGGUCCGAGCGGGGAAGAGAAGGAGGGGUUCUUGUUCGCCGGGAUUCGGAAUCUCGGCGGUGCCCGGAUUGAUCUCCAGGGUGGGACCUACGUCGUUUCCCGGUCUUUGAAGUUUCCGGUCACCGGCCGAGGGAAUCUCAUUAUACACGGUGGUACAUUAAGGUCAUCAGAAGUAUUCCCGGGGGACGGAUAUCUCAUAGAUUUAUCGGCCACCACCGUCGAUGGCCCGGGGUACAAUUUUGAGUUCAUAACCUUCAAAGACCUAUUGCUGGACUCUAACUUCAGGGGAGGAGGCAUUCAAGUGGUCAAUUCUCUAAGAAUCAACGUUGACAAUUGUUACAUUACCCAUUUCACAACCAAUGGCAUUUUGGUCAAAAGUGGUCACGAGACCUACAUCAGAAAUUCCUUCCUCGGCCAGCACAUAACCGCCGGCGGUGAUCCCGGCGAGCGGAAUUUCUCCGGCACGGCGAUUAACUUAAUGGGGAACGACAAUGCCGUCACGGACGUCGUCAUUUUCUCCGCCCUCAUCGGGGUCAUGAUCUCCGGCCAAGCAAACCUUCUCUCCGGCGUCCAUUGUUACAACAAGGCGACGGGGUUUGGCGGCACCGGAAUUUACAUAAAACUCCCCGGAAAGACUCAGACGAGAAUCGUGAACUGUUACAUGGAUUACACCGGAAUCGUCGCCGAGGAUCCCGUCCAGCUCCACAUCUCCAACUCGUUCUUCCUCGGCGACGCCUUCGUUUCUUUGAAGUCCGUCGCCGGUACGGUCAUCGGAGUCAACAUCGUCGACAACAUGUUCUCCGGUUCCGGGAAGGGCGUCAGCAUUGUCCAGCUGGACGACACGACACCGUUUAAGACCAUCGAACAAGUCGUGGUGGACAGAAACAACGUGCGAGGGAUGACUCUGAAGUCCACCGUCGCAAGGGGUAGUGCGGAAGGAAACGGAACAAUAUGGACCGUUGAUCUAAACCCGAUUCUUCUCUUCCCUGAUCUGGCGAAGUUCGUGCAGUACACGUUUAGUUCGAGCGAGUCAUUUCCAAAACAUGUGUUGAGAAACACGUCGGAUAAUCGAGUGGUUAUUGAGUCUGACAUACAAGUCGCGGCCAAAGUCUUUGUCACCGUUGACCAGAGCAUACCUGAAUAAAUGUUGUAAAUUUUAAUGUAGCCUAUAUAUAUUUAUAAGUUGGGUGGGUGUGGGAUAAUAUCACAAUUUUUAUUUCUUUGCAGAGAUUAAGCAAAAAUUCUUUGCAGUGUUUAUCUCCAAUCAAGGUAAAAUUGUAUACUAGAGCAAAUGGAAGGAUUUUAUUUUUGUAAAUGCAGUUUCUACGGUAUUUUAGAAAUGUAGUAUGGAGUAGCAAUCAGUGUAUUAAAAUUGAAUACUCCGUACGUAGAAGUUUAUAAAUAAAAAAAAUAGACUCAAUUUUUAUUACAUACACCAAUCAUAUAUUACUACAUCCGUUCCCCUUUAAAGUUUCUAUUCGGGAAUUGUUACAAUUUAUUAGAAAAU